Molecule: messenger RNA, 5438 nt
Organism: Monodelphis domestica (gray short-tailed opossum)
Lineage: Eukaryota; Metazoa; Chordata; Mammalia; Didelphimorphia; Didelphidae
Gene: SLC26A1
Product: solute carrier family 26 member 1
Biological process (GO): sulfate transmembrane transport
Cellular component (GO): membrane
Molecular function (GO): secondary active sulfate transmembrane transporter activity
Source: RefSeq, a predicted model, not a curated record
AACAGUCAAGCCCGAUGCCCAUUGGGUGCCCUGUUAGGAGCAGGGAGGGGCUCCACUGGCCCCCGGCGCUGGCAAGGGCUGAAGGGUCUCGGGCCCUUUGGUGGCUGGUGGAGGAGGAUGCCCUAAGUCCUCCCACCCAGAGCCUCACUCCCCAUGGGGCUGCCAUCGGUCCUUCCUUCUCUCCAUCUCUGAGGUACUAACGCAGGAGAGAACUUUAGCCCUUCCUUCUCCCCUGGCUGCACAGAGACACACCGGCGGACAGCUUGAAUGCUCCCAUGAUGGAUGGGAAAGCCGAGCUAGAGAGAGUAGACCUUGGGCUGCAGGCUCCCAUCCUCAUCCAGAGACAAGCUCCAUCUCAGAAAAGUCUGCUAGAAACUGCAAAGGCCAAACUGAAGAAGAACUGCUCUUUGAGCCCUGCCACGCUGAAGGAUGCCCUGCUGGGCUUCUUCCCUGUGAUAGGCUGGCUUCCCAAGUACCGCUUCAGAGACUACAUUGUGGGCGACAUCAUGUCUGGCCUCGUCAUUGGGGUCAUCCUGGUCCCUCAAGCCAUUGCCUACUCCCUGCUGGCAGGGCUAAAGCCCAUCUACAGCCUCUACACAUCCUUCUUUGCCAACAUCAUCUACUUCCUGAUGGGCACCUCCCGCCAUGUGUCGGUGGGCAUCUUCAGCCUGCUCUGCCUCAUGGUGGGGCAAGUGGUAGACAGAGAAUUACAGCUGGCUGGGUUUGACCUGAAUGAAGACAUCUCUCUGGGCAGCAGAAAUAGCAGCAAUGAAACCUUCCUGGCUUCUGACCUGCCUCUGGAGGGCAUAGGUCCAGAAUGUGGGAAGGAAUGUUACGCGAUUAGCAUUGCCACAGCCUUGACCUUCCUGGCAGGGGUCUAUCAGGUCCUCAUGGGACUCUUCCAGCUUGGAUUUGUGUCCACGUACCUCUCACAACCCUUGCUGGAUGGAUUUGCAACGGGGGCUUCCUUAACAAUCCUAACCUCCCAAGUCAAGUAUCUCUUUGGAAUAAAGAUCCCUCGUCACCAGGGAUACGGCAUGUUCCUCGCCACGUGGGUGAACAUGAUUCGAAACAUCGGCCAGGCAAACGUCUGUGACGUCAUCACCAGCGCCAUCUGCCUCACGGUGCUGGUGAGCGCCAAGGAGCUGGCAGACCGGUACAAGAAAAGGCUCAAGAUCCCUCUGCCCACAGAGCUCCUCAUCAUCAUCGCUGCCACCCUGGUGUCUCACUUUGGAAAUCUUCACCAGCGGUAUGGCUCCAGCAUCUCUGGGGACAUUCCCACGGGCUUCAUUCCCCCCAAGGCACCGGACUUCGGGCUGAUGCACCGAGUGGCCCUCGACGCCGUGCCCAUAGCCAUUAUUGGCUUUGCCUUCACCAUCUCCCUCUCAGAGAUGUUCGCCAAGAACUAUGGCUACACCAUUAGGGCCAACCAAGAGAUGUUCGCGGUUGGCUUCUGCAAUAUCAUCCCGUCUUUCUUCCAUUCCUUCACCACCAGCGCAGCCUUGGCCAAAAGCCUGGUCAAGACCUCCACGGGGUGCCACACUCAGGUGUCCAGCGUGGUCAGUGCUGCCGUGGUCCUGCUGGUGCUCCUGGUCCUGGCUCCGCUGUUCUACUCCUUACAGAAAUCCGUCCUGGCCUGCAUCAUCAUAGUUAGCUUGAAGGGGGCGCUGUGGAAGUUCAGAGACGUGCCCAAGCAGUAUCGCAUGAACAGGACUGAUGCGCUGGUGUGGUGCGUCACCAUGGCCUCUAGCGCCCUCAUCAGCACCGAGAUCGGACUGCUGGUUGGGGUCCUCUUCUCCAUGCUCUGUGUCGUGGGCCGCACGCAGCACCCCCGCGUGGCUUUGCUCGGCCAGGUCGAGGACACCGUUUUUUACGAGGACAGCAGACGAUACGAAAACCUUCUCCCCGUCCCCAAGAUCAAGAUAUUUCGGUUUGAGGCACCCCUCUAUUAUGCAAACAAGGACUUCUUUCUGAAAUCCCUCUACAAGAUGGCGGACCUAGACCCCGCGUUGGAAGCGGCAAAGAGGAAAAGGCGUGAGAAGGAGGAGCCUGCCCUGGAGGGGAGGCUGGUGGAAAAGGGAGCCGUGGGAGAAUUGGGCCAAGUGGACACCACCUGUCACCUGGUCCCUAGACAAAGCGAAUUCCACACCAUCAUCAUCGACUGCUCCUCGGUGCUAUUCCUAGACACUGCCGGUGUUAGCACCCUGAAAAACGUCCGCAAAGAUUACAGGGUUGUGAACAUUUCCGUCCUCCUCGCCGGCUGCAACCCAUCGGUGAUGGACUCUCUGAAGAGAGGGGGCUACUUCGACAACACCGAGGCGGGAGUGAAGGAAUCGCAGUUCUACAGCGUGCAUGGGGCAGUCCAGUUUGUCCGGGCCAGAGAACAGGUGAUGGACUCCACUCUCUAGGGCUCCAGCCUUCCUGGAUGCCCUGCAGAGCCACAGCCCCGAGCCCGUAGGGGACCACUCCAUCAGAGAGCCUUGAGAGGCGGGAUGGGAAAAGGAAGCCUGGGAAUUCCUGCCUUUGAAGCAAACACUGCCAAGAGUUCAGAUCUCAGCUCUGCUACUCACUAGCUGGGUAGUCUUGGGUUUCCUCAGUUUCCUUCUGUGAAAAAUGAAGGGUUCAACUAGAUUUCUAAGGUCCCUUCUACCUCUCAAUCUUGUGAUCCUAGAAAGUUAACUUUUUGAAAGAAAAAAAGGAAUUCUAACCAUUACUGGAUACCAGUAUCUGGAAAGAUAACAAUGGCCUGAAGUCUGUCAGCCUGGGGCUUUCCCUCCUGGGUUAGAGACAUGGAGGAAUAGGAAGGACUAAAGUCUGAACAACUGUCACUGUGUCUGCAGAAAGACACCACACCCAAGUGCAUUUUAGAGUUAUCCCAGGCGUCCACAUGCCCGUACAUGGUGCCAUCUGUCCCAGGCAGGGCUCGGAACACAGCAGGUGCUUAAUAAAUGUGUGUUGGAAGAAUGAAUAAAUGUAUUUUCAACUUGGGUUGGAUCAGAAAGAGUCCUUUCCAAAUCAGCCAUCUUGUGAUUCUCUGAACCCCACCAUGUAGUUAUCUGUGUGUUUCUGUAAUUUAUCAUGGCCCCCUUGGCUUGGGGAAGGCAAAUAAAAAAAUGAGAUGGCCAGGGAGCAAGUAUUAAAAGUACAAAUGCUUCCGCCCACUCCAAACCUCCCUCCCUGCCAGCCCCCAUGCAUGCCCACAGACUUAUCAACUUCCCAGAAGCCCUCUUGUCCUCGCAGACACCCUGCAGAACCCCUCCCCUCUACAUACCCAUGUGCAACACCUGCCUUCGUGUAGCCCUGCCCUUCCCACCUCUUCUGGUCAUAUCAUGCCCCCUCCUCUCCACACACUUUUGUGGUUGUCCUUGACAGUGGGCAUAGCAGAAAGCAUCUUGGGCUUUAAGUCAGGAGAUCCCGUUCUAACAUAUACUGACCAGGAAUCCUUGGGUGCAUGGCUUUAACUCUCUGGGCAUCUGUUUGUUCAUCUGGACACCAGGGAGAACAAUGCUCAUAUAACCCACCUUACAGGGUGGUCAUGAGGAAAGAGCUUUGCAAGUCUUAAAAAGUGGCUGUGGCUAUUGUUUUUGUCCUAGAGAUUAUCAGAGGCUGUAGGCUAAGGAGUGAGCUACCCAGAUGGAUCAAACACACUUUCCCUGCUGACUUUGCAAGAAGGAAUUGUAUAAAGGAAUUCAAUCAGAAGAAGAGCUUCAAGCUUUCCCUUCUCAUGCCUUAUUAUUUUUUUAAUCUUUAUCUUCUGUCUUAGAAUCAAUACUGUGUAUUGGUUCCAAGGCAGAAGAGGGGAAAGGGCUAGGCAAUGGGGGUUAAGUGACUUGCCCAGGGUCACACAACUGGGAAGUGUCUGAGGCCAGAUUUGAACCUAGGACCUCCCAUCUCUAGGCCUGACUCUCAGUCCCCUGAACCACCCAGCUUCCCCCUUGAAUGCCUUGUUGACACUGAUUUCAAAUACUCUCCCUCCUCUCUAGGCUUCCAGCUAUUGCUUUUGUCAUAGUAUCAAUGGGGGGGGGGCAGAUCUCAGGGUAUCUGGAAGCAGAAGUCUAGAAUGGAACUUUGGAGACCUUGGAAUUCUAGUCCUUCUUUUGUGACUUAAGAGUACAAACUAUACCCUUUCUGGGUCCUAGUUUUCUUUUCUAUAAAAUGAGAAGUUAGGAGUAGAUGUCAAUGAGGAUCCUUCUAAAUCUAAGAAUCCUUUCUUCCUUCCUUCCCUCCUCUAUUUUUUCCCUUUUCCCCUCUCUCUCUCCUUCCUUCUCUCCUUUCCUUUCCUUUCCUUUCCUUUCCUUUCCUUUCCUUUCCUUUCCUUUCCUUUCCUUUCCUUUCCUUCCUUCCUUCCUUACUUCCUUCCUUCCUUCCUUCCCCUUACUUUCUGUCUUAGUCAUAAGUUUUAAGACAGAAGGGCAAGGGCUAGGCAAUGGGGGCUAAGUGACUCACCCAGGGUCACACAACUAGAAAGCAUCUGAGGCCAGAUAUCAACUUGGGUCCUCCCAACUCCAGGUCUGGCAUUCUAUCCACCAUUCCACCCACAUGCCCCCCUCAUGGAUUUCUUUAUCCUGGAAUCAGUAAACUCUCCUUACCAGGCCUCUCAAGAUAGUGCAGAAUCAAAGGAAUUGCUUUGAAAUCCUUAAAAUGCAGCAAAACUGGGAGGCAGUAUUAUUGUUAUUGUGACUGAAUCUUCAAAAGCAUUAGAGGUCCAUCAUUUCUGAGAAUACCUCUUGCUGCUGUGAGGGGUUCCUCAGUCUCUGAUUUGGCCACAUCUGAGACAAUGUGGUUAGGCUCAAAGGGCAGUGGAAGGGAUGACUAUUAAUGAUCUUUUGAUGCAACAUUUCCCAACCUUCUGGUAUUUUCAAUUAAUUAAUAAACACUUAUUAAGUACUUACUAUGUGUCAGGGGAUUAAAAAAAAAAAGAGGGAAGACAGUCCCUCUCCUCAAGGAGCUUAUGAUCUGGGGGAGAAGCAUGCAAAGAAGUAACACAAUCUAUACACAAGAUAAGUAGGAAAUAGCUGAGUGAAGGCACUAGAAUAAAGAGGGGCUGGAAAAGACUUCCUGUAAAAGCUGAGAUUUUUUGCUGCUGAAUAUUUCAGGCAGUCCAAAACAUGGCCUGGCCCAGGAAACUUCUCAAAGGACACACAUAGCAUAGGGGAAUCCAGACAAAAAUGCAGCUGCACUGCAAGUAGGUGGUGCAGUGAAUAGAGCACCAGGAAUAAAGUCAGCAAGACUCAUCUUGAUGAAUUCAAAUUCAGCCUCAGACACUUAUUAGCUGAGUGACCCUGGGCACAUCACUUGACCCUGCUUGUCUCAGUUUCUUCAUUUGUAAAAUGAGCUGGAGAAGGAAAUGGCAAACCAGUCUAGCAGCUUUGCCAAGAAAAUUCCAAAUAUGCUCAUGAAAAGUCGGUCAUAACUGAAUAAAAGCUUUGCCAUAACCA